Molecule: messenger RNA, 2382 nt
Organism: Dicentrarchus labrax (European seabass)
Lineage: Eukaryota; Metazoa; Chordata; Actinopteri; Moronidae
Gene: fli1rs
Product: Fli-1 proto-oncogene, ETS transcription factor-related sequence
Exons: 10
Coding region: 430-1809 (459 amino acids)
Biological process (GO): cell differentiation; regulation of transcription by RNA polymerase II
Cellular component (GO): nucleus
Molecular function (GO): sequence-specific DNA binding; DNA-binding transcription factor activity, RNA polymerase II-specific
Source: RefSeq, a predicted model, not a curated record
CUACAUCUUUACAGUCAGAUAAAAACACUAAUUGGAGGCCGGUUAUGCGCGUAAAAGAGGAUUUCCAAAACGCACGCGUUUCGGGUUUUUUUUCUUUCUUUUAAUUGCUGCGUUUAAUCGAGCUCAUCCCGCACUUUCCACGGACCGCAAAAAUAACCCACGGAGAGUGAAAUUACUGAGCAUCUAACGGGGGGGUUGACAAACUGCUUUCUUUCUCUUUUAACGAAGAAUAAGUUAAUGAAGGGAUGCAGGACUUUAUUGGUGCCCACAAGGCAGGUGUCCCUGAAAGCGCCAUGGACCGACUUGGAUACAGUGAGAGCCCCCUUUUAAAGAGCAGGAGGAUCCAUUUCCAUCAGAUGGCUGGAAGCGCUGUCCGUGGUGAGUGAGGAUCAGCCCAUAUUCGAGCCGACCUACACCGCAGCCCCGGCCAUGCACAUGAAGACUGAGAUGACGUCACCCGGUGCGUUUAGCCAGGCCUCCAAGCCGAGUCCCGAGGCCACUGAGCCAGAGUGGGUGGGGUCAGCGGCGCAAAAUCCUGGGAAAAGAGCAGAGCACGUCAAUGGAACCAGCCGCGAGUCCCCUGUGGACUGCAGUGUCACCAAGCGCUCCAGACACAUGAGCAGUGACGGGGCCCCAAUGUCAUACCCGGCCUCAUUCCCGGAGCCUCGUGUCAGCCCCCAGACGGCCACUCCACCCAGCAGCGCCACAGAGGAGAAGAGGGUCAUCGUGCCGGCAGACCCUGAGGUGUGGACACAGGACCAUGUGCGGCAGUGGCUGGACUGGGCCAUCAAGGAGUACGUCCUGGAGGAGGUGGACGUCAUGCUUUUCCAAGCGCUGGAUGGCAAGGCCCUGUGCAAGAUGACCAAGGAGGACAUGAUGCGUCUCACGUCGGCGUACAACGCAGACAUCCUGCUCUCACACCUCAGUUACCUCCGACAGAGUAGCCCUACGUUCUCAUACUCCACAACUCCCACCAACAACACACCACCACAACAACCCAGACUACAGGUGAAAGCAGAGAGCAAUUUUGAUGAGAUCAGCCGCAGGAACAGCUGGCCGACAAACACCAUGGCUCCAGUGCCAAAAGGUCCCUCCAUGGAGCACCAACACAACACAAGAGUUACCGAGCCUGCUCCAAGAAUUGUUCAAGACCCAUAUCAGACAUUAGGGCCCAUAAGCAGUCGACUAGCCAACCCAGAAGGCCAAGCCCUCAGCUCAUCCAAGAACCGAACAGGCAAACAAAGUCCAUACAAGCUGCCUGACCCCAGCGCUCACAGGCCUGUGGGUUCGGGGCAGAUCCAGCUGUGGCAGUUCCUGCUUGAGCUGUUGUCUGACAGCAACAAUGCCAACAUUAUCACCUGGGAGGGCACCAACGGCGAGUUCAAGAUGACCGACCCGGACGAGGUGGCCAAGCGCUGGGGUGAGCGCAAGAGCAAGCCCAACAUGAACUACGACAAGUUGAGCCGCGCUCUGCGCUACUACUAUGACAAGAACAUCAUGACAAAGGUGCACGGCAAGCGCUACGCCUACAAAUUUGACUUCCAAGGCAUCUCACAGGCACACCAGAAUCACUCAGCGGAAGGGGGGAUUGUUAAGUACCAGACUGAGAUGUCUUACGGCCAGGCCUACCACAGCCACCAGCCCAAAAUGAACUUCAUGGGUGGUCAUCCUGCACCCAUGCCCGUGUCCCCAGGCAACUAUUUCAGCCCUCCAUCCACGUACUGGAACUCCCCCAACAGCCCCAUCUAUCCUGGGUCAGCCAUGACGAGACAUCCCGGCACUCACUCCCACCUGAGCUCGUACUACUGAGGACGAUGCAUUUCACACCUGAAUGGAUAACACGGGAGAGGAACCCAAAUGUGCUAGAAAACACAUGCACACUCCAUCCAGGAUGCACCUGAGCUGAACCCUGUCUGAAAUGAAGGUGAUAUGACGCUACGGUCUGUUUUCAUAAGGGCAUUAUGAUGUUGUCUGUUGUCACAUUCCUUCAAAAAAAAUGGACAAUGUGUGAGGGGAAAUUAACUCUGUGAUGAAUGGAAAGGAUUGGUAUUAUACUCUUCCCAAGAUUUUCAUAAGAAUACUGAUGACAAAAUGUAUUAACGGUUAUUCAGAUGUUAUGAAACCAAGUUUAUUUUGUAAGUACUUUGUUUGAUAGUACCUUUUGUAAAGACCAUACUCAAGACCAGGCUCACCAUAGCAUUUACUGUUUUGAGUAGGUUAACAGUUUUGUAACUGUUCAUUUUACUUCAUAGGUCAAAACUGCAGUUAUCACAUUCAAUGACCUGACAUUUGUAAAACAGAAAUUGUACAGAAUGACUGUCAUGUAGCAAUAUAACAUUUACUCAAGGUGUAAAGCUAAUAAAUGAUGCUUGUAUCUGAAAA